This is a messenger RNA of Cloeon dipterum, 1297 nucleotides long. RefSeq lists its product as uncharacterized. Gene Ontology annotation, biological process: biological process involved in interspecies interaction between organisms. The transcript is spliced from 13 exons. NCBI's taxonomy places the organism in Eukaryota, Metazoa, Arthropoda, Insecta, Ephemeroptera, Baetidae. Bases 73 to 1254 code for a protein of 393 amino acids. The record is from RefSeq and is a predicted model, not a curated record. Gene Ontology annotation, molecular function: carbohydrate binding. Gene Ontology annotation, cellular component: external side of plasma membrane.
ACCAACUCUUUCUGGACUUCAGGCACAAAUCAGGGCUUCGGCUGCGAAUUUACAUACGGGUUUUGCGGCUCGAUGACGCUUCUGUACCAAAAUUUCUCAAACUGGACGCCGGGACAGCCUGCAAAUCCGUUGACGGAACGUUGCAUGGAGAUGAAAAUGGAAUUCGACCCGAAACUGAUGGUUUUCAAUGACUUUGACUGCGCACAAACACGAUUAUUCAUCUGCGAGGGCGAUCAAAGUGAAUGCAGUCCUACUUGUCCAAGCAAAUCAACUUGCGUCAAACAAAACGAUAAUUUCAACUCGAAAGGACAACUGCUGAACGCAUUUAGCUACGGACGGUGGGCGACUGGAACAGACAAAACCUAUCUAUACGGCACCAAAUACGCGCUAACUUGGACGGCAGCCUACAACACGUGCUGUUCCAUAGGAAUGGAAUUGCUCUCGGUUGCGUCCGACCAGGAAAUGCAAAACGUCUUCAACCUGAACAAUAACAACAAUUUGCUCAAGUACAACUUGGAUUUUUGGACGAGCGGAACGCAAUUAGGCUGCAACUUCCGCUACAACUACUGCUCAACCGGAACUAUGUUCUCUUGGGACGACUUAAAAUGGAACACGAACCAGCCGGACAACACGAACGAGCAGCAGUGGUGCGUCAAUUCGCAUUUCGGGCCGGCCGCGUCCUACAGCCUGAGUGCGGCCUAUCUCGAUGACGUGCCUUGCACCAACUCGCACAACUUCAUUUGCCAGAUGCCAGCCACACCCUGUAACUCGGUUCCUUGCUUCGAUUACAACUGCACCGUCGAUCCCACCAAAUCUGCCCAAGUGACAGCAAUGUCAGGUCCGGAUGGACAGUUUGGAACGUUUUGCGGACGAAAAUACUUCUACCACAAAGACUCAAAAACUAGCAAAGACGCGUAUUACGAGUGCUGCAAAUUCGGGAUGAAACUCGUUUCUGUCGAGACGGACGCUGAACGAGUUUGCAUACACAACGGAUUCAUGACCGCCGGUUGGACCGCAGGCUCCGUUUGGACUUCGGGAACGGACAACGGAAUCGGGUGCGUCGGCAAGUUCGGCUGGUGCCCAGAUGGAACUUUUCUGGGCAGUGACGCCAAAUGGGGUGCGACACAGCCUGACCUGCCUUACGUCGAGAGUUGCGUCCACCUGAACAUUGUGGGUGGAGAUGGCUCGGCAACCCAUUUCAACAACUACCCGUGUGAUAUUGCAUCUCGUUUUCUCUGCGAACAACCUGUGUAGAUUUAGAAACGGAAAUGGAAGGAUGGCCUCGAGAUAGAAUAUA